Messenger RNA from Seminavis robusta, 2413 nucleotides. The record is from the annotation of a GenBank genome assembly. Lineage: Eukaryota; Bacillariophyta; Bacillariophyceae; Naviculales; Naviculaceae.
UAUCACCAAAACACAGCCAACCAUGUGCCAUUCCUAUCCUACUGGUCGUUUAUUUCGGCGAAACGCAAAGGUAUCGGUGGCAUUGCAGCUCGAAAGAUUGCCAUAGAAGGUUUUCCAAAGAGAGCAGAGUGAGUCGAGUCUACAAAGUCGAAUCAAUCAAGAUGAAGAUUACCCUGCUGAAACUGAUCUUGGCAUCGACGGCCUCACUGGCAUCAGCUCGGGUCGGAGAUCCAGAUAAUCAGGACCAAGGACUAAGACAGGUACAGGGCUGUGGAGGGAAUAGAGAUAGAUGUACCUUCUUGACCAACGCAUGCUGCAGUGGGUUUUCCUGUCAUAUUGACGGCGAGUGCCACCGAUACCCUCGGCAAGACGGGGAUCCUUGCCUUCCGUGGAUGGCACAAUGCGCCAGUGGUCUCACUUGCGAUGUAACAGACAUGGAGUGCCGCGCAAUGGGAACUGCUCAGGGUGAUCGUUGCAACUUUUCAAGGCCUUGUGCUGCCGGCACUAGCCUGAGCUGCGACUUUCGAGAAAACAAAUGCAUGCUGCCUGGAGCCCUCAACCAGUACUGUCAUUCUUCGCGCCCUUGUGGAGUGGGACUGGAAUGCCAAGUCUCUACCCAGAGUUGUCGUUAUCCGAGUCUAGAGAAUCAGUCAUGUUCGCUUACCGAGAGUUGUGUCGCUGGGUUGAAUUGUGACUUGACAAGCAUGAUCUGCCGAGGACCAUCAGGCCUGGGUGGAACUUGCCAUCUCUCUCGGACCUGCAUCAAUGGUCUGCAUUGUGACCUGGACUCUCAAACCUGCAAGAAUGCCGUUGGCGUCGGAGGAACCUGCGAUACCUACGUUCCAUGCGCCGAUGGACUCUGGUGUGAUGGAGCAACCGACACUUGUGAGGUGAAACCAUCCCCAUGUGAGCUUGAGGGGGAAGGUUGUGACGACAAACAAGCCCAGAAUACUGUGGGUGUUAAGCCAGCCGGAGGUAACGGUGGCGAAGGAGUAGUUUGCAACAUGGCUACGGGGGGUUGUACAGGGGCUCCCUCUUUGGUUCCUUCCCAGCUGCCUACACAAGCUCCAACACUCUCACUGGUACCCUCCGGAGCUCCGUCACUGGAACCCUCUGACGCUCCUGUUACUCCUGCUCCAACCUAUGAAAGCAUGCAAAAGUGUGACUUGUCCAACCCGGAUUGCGCUGAUAUGGACAAACUUCCUGUCGAUGCUCCUGGUGUACCAGAAGUGCCGGAUGGUCGGUACGGGGACGAAGGAAUAGUUCCUGUGGACGAUGAGGAUGAUUUGGACACACCAUAUGCGGGUGGCCAGGGCGAGCCACUUGUCCGAAAGGGAAGAAAAGGUCCAAAGGGUGUGAGUUCGGGCCCAGGUGAGGGUCAGGGUCCUCCACUAGCGCGCGGCAAGAAAGGAUCAAGGGGUGCUACCGGUGGUCCGCAAUACGCAACAGAGCCUUAGAGAAAGCCCUGGGCGAGGAAGGCGCAAACUGCUAUGAGACAAGGAGGCACUUGGAGUCUUGGGAACCUUGCUGGUGCAGAACAAGACGCGACUCCAUGUACAACGAGUAUUCACACGCUGAGCACAACAUAAUCCACAAACGCAAGAAUAGAGUGGAAGGUGAAAACAACCCGUCUUGGCAGAUCGAGGGAGUUGUGGCCUGGUUUUCAGCCGUGACAAUCGUGUUAUGCGGAGCAUUUGUAGAUAAGCGCUGAUAGCGGAUAAUUCAUUCGCACCAUUCAUGUACGGCAUGAGAACUAGAACAGUAAACUGCUAACUCUAGACUUGUCCCGAGUAUACGGUGCUGUUGCUAGCUGUUGGGAGACAUGGAACUAAUGGGUGUCUUGCCACUUCUUUCGGCAAAGGUGGUUCAGUGGCAAACCUUCACAGUGUGGAGCAGCAGAGCUAACAUAGUUUGUAUUGGACCAGAUGGAGAAGUCUGCAGUUUGACAUCCAACCAACUAGCUAGAUAGCCACAUGUGUCGCAGAUCAUUGGUACCUUGGUUCUGCUUAGGAGGAUGGGACUCCAUGACGCAAUACACGUGCCAGCUCUGCAAAAGGUGGUUCAGUAUGUAUGACUCCCUUUUCUUGGUAGUUCUGGAACGGUCCCGGCUGGUUGUUGACAGAGUUUGCUUGUCCUUCAUCAACAGUCGGCUGAUGACAAAAAGCAUUCGGGAAGGAUGAAGAAGAAACAACGGAGUUGUGCUUCGUUCGUGUCCUUGCAUUGCGUUAGCAAGAUAGUACAGUACUUUUUGUAUGUCCUCGUCGUUUGUAACGUAGCCUAGAGUGAUCAACUAAGACUGGACAGAAUGGGGAAAUGAAUCCACACGGCCGAGAGACAUCAGUAGAGAGCCUUGUUGAGGCUCUACUUAAUCCCUGGCGUAGGUAGAGGCUUCCCAAGAGGUUACUCCGCGUUC